GGAAAUUGGUCAGCCUCCUUUCCUUUGAUCCAAGGCAUGGGCUGCUUGGGAGGAGUGGAGCCGGCUUGGGAAGGAGUACGACAAAAAGAGGGAAAAUAUGGACAUGGAUAAAACCAGUUAAUAUACGUGUUCCUCGUGCUAAGCGAGUCCAUUAAGUUCAUCAGGUGGCUCAAACUAGUACCACCUUCUUCCUCAUUGUGGUGGCCUCCAAUUUUGCAAGGAAAAGCCCAGAGACUUUGGCAGUCUUCGAGCAAUGUUUCAAAAUGAUUCCGAUUUUUCCAAUAUGCUCCUGGAGUCUGCAAAGAAGCGUCCUGCCAAAUUCAGUCCACGGCAAAAUACUGGUGGCUCAUCUCUGUCUGGUCCCACACCAAAACCCUUGCACCGAAGGCAGGUUCCAGAUCCUGAACAGCAAACUAAGCAGUUCAGUUACACGUCACAGAAAUUGGAACUCAGGCAAGUCAAGCCUAUGGUAUUCCCAAAGGUCAAGCUCAAAGAUAGGAAGGACUCAAACCUCUGUGGGGCCAUUUGCAAGCCACCUUCAUCGGGGGAAGAACCACAGAAACCUCAUCCAAGAUCUUGUCUUUCACCUCAAGGGUCUGAAGGAGCAAGCAGUUCUUUUCGCAACACACUACACAUUUGGGAAAGCGCUUCAGCACAAGGUGACCAGAAAUGUGGUGCGACACCACCACAGUGUGCAAUCAGGACAACUUCUCUUUCCCACCCACAAGUUGUUAAUGUAGCGAUUUCGACAGAGGACAAAACAAAAACAUCUGGACUGAAGCAAGGAAUGGUCCUUGAUGCGUGUAAGCCUCCGUCCAAUGUACACAAUGAAUUUGUUCCUACAACUUCACCUCCGGUUCCUCCAAGAAGUCAUACAAGCUUAAAUAAAGUAGUUGCUGGUUUUUCUCCAAGUAGUUUGAACAAUUUGAACAGUCUAAGCAAGGUCUCAAAUGAAAGAUAUGCUGAUGAUGAAGAUGCCAAGCUUCCAAAAAUCAAGCUCCUUCCUUCUGUCAAAGAGCUUGGUCCUCCUCCAAAGAAGCCACCAAGACCUCCCAAGGUAGAUCUUGGUGCCUUCCAGCAGGAUUUUCCAGAUACUCCAGAUGAUGCAUACUUGACUCCCGAAAUUACUGAACUGGAAGAUUUGAACACCUAUGAAGAAACCAUAUACUACCAGGAACAGCAAGAGAACUGCCCUAACCCUGCUCAACGGCCUAUACACUCUUUCAAGUCUUUGAAAAAGGAAGAUACUAAGAUUUGCAAUCCCAGAAGUGUAUUCAUGAAAUCCCGAAUCAAAGGGAAUGAGAAGAACAUGCCCCAAGAGGAAACAAAUAAGUGUUUGUCUGGAGAAGGAUUGGCAAAGGAUGGAGAUUUUUCAGAUGAUUAUGUAAGCCUGGAAUCUUUAAGAACAGAUGAAGAGAAAUGGAACCCAGUUCUAAGAACUGCUACAUUGGAGCAAACUGCAGAGGAAGUGUAUGACGAUGUGGAAGGAAUAGAGAGAACACUACAAUCCUCUGAUGCCCACAGAUCAUUUGCGUUACAUUCCAAUGAUACCUAUGAAGAAACAUAUGAGGAUAUUCAAAGUGAAAUUCAAUGUGAAGGUUAUAAUUCCUCCAAAUCGGAAAUUUCUGGAAAAGGAAUUAUUCAUUCCAGGAAUUAUAAAAGAGAUAUCAAAAUUGAAAAACUCAAAGGAUUUGGAAAAUUUUUCAAAGGAAAAUUAAAAAUAAAAAGCGCACACAUGAAAGAGAGUUCUCGCAAUCUUUCCCGUUCUGUACCAAACCUAGAUGUCAUGGCCCAGGAAAACUUUGCGUAUAAUGACAUUGACCCAGAACAAAACGAUACAAGAAAUCGCUUUAAAGUCAAGAAAUACAUUGUAGAAAAGAAUAACAAGAUGACAAAGGAGGAACAAUCAUUUAGAGAGAGAUUUAUGUAUAAUAAAGAAAUCACAGUAAUAAAUACGGCAGUCGCACAUUGCUCAAAUACUCCUAUCAGCGGAAACCUGGGCUUGAGGAUCUUGCCUGGAGAACAACUUGAAGUUAUCGACAUCACUGAAGGAAAUCAACUGAUAUGUCGGAAUUCUGAAGGCAAAUAUGGGUAUGUGCUAUUAGAACAUUUGAAUUUCAGGCAUUAGUGCUUUACAACUGAAGGCCAACGCGUUUGACUUUUGGAAGGAUGUUGUAGACACAAUAGAGGGAAAAUUGUAAGACUUUUCAUUGCUUGGGAAAGAAAACAAAAAUGGAAUUAUGGACCACGCACUGAGUCUGAAUUCUUCAGAAGUUUACUACUGCUACUUUUUUGAAUGAUUGUCAGAAAAGUGACUUUUUUGUAUUAGCCCUUGAUGCUCAUGUUAUCCUGUCCAAAAUUUAUCAAUCUGAGUACAGGCCAAGAUACAAAUAACUCAAUAUCAUUGUCUGUAAAAACUUUUUUUUUCCAAACUUUGUUUCAAGUUACAACUCUUCCCAGAGCAGCUCUUUUUCAUGGCAAUUGCAAAUGUCACUUUGGUUCUUUGGAUAUUGUACAGCAAUACUUAGUCUUUGUGUGCAAGACGUACUACCUGCUAUUGACACAUUUUUUUUGGUAUGUAUUUUGUCAAUGUUAGGAGUUUUCACACUUGGCUUUAUAUUUAAUCCUGUAUUUAACCAGUGUAAGAAUUUGUGGACUUAGCAUUUAGAAAAAAAAAUAUUGGGAAUCCAUUUGAUGCACUAUUUUUAAAUGUAAAUAGGAUAAAUAAAGAAUGAAUUGGCAAUUAACACGUUGCUGCUAAUUGUACAGUUUGACACAAAACUUUGCAGAACUUAAAACACAUACUUAGAAGUGUUUACUGUUUCAUUUAUUUGUUUUUUUAGAAAAACAGAAUUGUAUCCAUCUGUGAAUAUUUACCAAUGUAAUGAAUACAGCAAUCAGAGUAAGUUUUCUCUGUGUUGGAAAGUCCUAUUUGCUUUAAAUCUGCUGUCAAAGGAUGGAGACAGAGGACAGGAAAUAUAAACGUGAAGCUCCAUUGUGAAAACAGAUAUUUGCCUGAGCAACUUUGAUGAGGAAAUGGAUUUACAGUCUUCCAUAACAACUUAUGAUCAGGCAAUAGUGUAAAAACUUUGUCCGUACUACUAAUGUCUCUCAACUAAUUCUCAUGAUUUUUGUGACCAAGGAAAAAGCGUCAUUCUGGAUUCUGACUAUGUCAUCAUUGGAGAUAUAUAUAUAUAUAUAGCCAAUGAUGGCUAUCUAUCUAUCUAUCUAUCUAUCUAUCUAUCUAUCUAUCUAUCUAUCUAUCUAUCUAUCUAUCUAUCUAUCUACUUUGUUUGUUUUCUGAGGUUUUCGCAGGUGUUUGUAUGUAGGUCUUUGGUUAUUCGGGUUUUCUCCCAUGUAAUAUUGGAAGUGUCUUGGCGACGUUUCGAUGAAGUCUUAUUCGUCAUCUUCAGGCUGGGUAUCAGUCUGCUGCAUGUAUGGAUUGGAGGGGUUUGAAAGGGCUAAUGAUGCAGUUGCGGUCUGGCUUCUGGUCCGUGGUCAUGCUUCACCAUCGGUGUGGGUUUGAGUCUGCUUUCCACGUGGAUGUGUGGUGGUGAGAUGCUGUGUGGCCCUCAGUGUGGGUCUGGCAUCAUUCCUCAUGUUAGGGACUCGUUUGUCGAUAAGGGCGGGUUUCCAAAUGGCUGAAAGGGGCCCUUUCAAACCCCUCCAAUCCAUACAUGCAGCAGACUGACACCCACCAUGAAGAUGUAGCACAACCACAAACGAGAACCCAAACAACAGCAAUGCAUCUCACCAACUCAAAUCCCCCUGCAACUCAGACUAACCUGAGCACAACCAAGCCCCACCCAAGCAGAACACACCUCCAUCCAAUCAGAGCACAGCCAAGCCUCCAACCAAUCAGAACACAUCUCCACCCAAUCAGAACACAGCCAAGCUCCCAACCAAUCAGUUCAAACACCAUGAGCAGUUAAAAGGAAGAAACAGCUGCGAUCACACAUUGCUCCUAGAAGCACGAAGCUGAAAACACCUGCCUGAAGAUAACGAAUGAGACUUCGUCGAAACGUCGCCAAGACACUUCCAAUAUUACGUGGGAGAAACACACACACACACAUAUACAGGCAGUCCUUGUUUGGACCAUUUGCAGAUCAAGGGAAAAGCGUCAUUCUGGAUUCUGACUAUGCCAUCAUUGGAGAUACAUAUAUAUAUACAUGUACAUGUACUUGUACAUGUAUAUGUACAUAUAUCUCCAAUGAUAGAUGAUAGAUAGAUAGAUAGAUAGAUAGAUAGAUAGAUAGAUAGAUAGAUAGAUAGAUAGAUAGAUAGAUACAGGCAGUCUUUGUUUGUGACCAUUUGCAGUUAUGAUGGUAAAGAAAAAGUAACUUUACAACCAAAUCCUCACAUUAAUGAGCUUCCCGGAUCCGUAAAGCAAAGGAAAGCUGAAGUCAGACCAUAAACACACUCACUGUUUAACUUAACAAAUUGCCAGUUUCUAUUGUGGUCGCUGAAUGAGGACUACCUGUAACAAAUUUGAAUACCGCACAAUUCAAUUUAAUUUAAUGCAAAUUAUAAAUUGAUUACAUGUCAUGUUGUCAGCCAAAUGUCAGUUAUGUGAUGCUUGUGGAGUCAAGUGCAUGGUAAGGCAAUUUUCUCAAGGACCACAUAAGAAACAGGGACUGUUAAGGAGGGCUGCCACACCUGGCCUGGACAGGGACAGCCGAAGGGCCGGAUGUGGCCUAUUAGGUUGUAAAAUGCCCAAGUGUGGUCUAGUACAGGGGUCUCCAAUCUUGUCAACUUUAAGCCUGGAAGACUUCAACUCCCAGCUUUGCUGGCUGGGGAAUUCUGGGAGCUGAAGUCCUCCAGGCUUAAAGCGUUGUGGUCCGCCAGCAGCCUGCGGAGCUGGCAACCGAAUCAGACAGCGAUGAGGCUCAGGAAGAACAUGGGCCAGUCCUGGAGGCCGGGAUGAGAGCUCUGUAUCGGAGGCAGAGGUGGGGCCAGUACCAUCAGGGAGUGUUGUGUGGACUCCAGAGCCUCCAGAGACUGACAGUAGUGAGGCAGAGGAACAGGAGGAGUCUGUUCCUAAUGCAUGCAUGAGAAGAGCUGCCAGAAAGCAAGAGCAGCUAAAGCAGAGGACGACUCGGGAGUAGGGCCAAGAUGAUUGGCCCCUCCCAUAAGGCUUAAAAGACCAGCAACGGCGUUUGGGCUCUUUGCUGGAAAACAACGUUGGUAGUUUUGUCUUGUUGCAUUUGUUUCGUAUCGGGGUCUUCUGAACGUUUGCCAAGAAAGGCCUUUGGCAGUUUGCCUAAUUGGACCAAAGUUGAUGAUAAGGCUGAGGAAUUGUGUUGGGAAGAAUUUGCUUUAAUUUAAUUUGGACUACGCUGAGAAUGAGUUAAUUCUCAGCUGUGCUAAUAAAGUUUGUUUUUACAUUCACUGAGUUUCCUACUUACUACUUGUGCCUAGG
Ahaetulla prasina is the source of this 5419-nucleotide messenger RNA. It is a transcript of the gene FYB2, whose product is annotated as FYN binding protein 2. Gene Ontology annotation, biological process: T cell receptor signaling pathway; protein localization to plasma membrane; integrin-mediated signaling pathway. Bases 254 to 2128 code for a protein of 624 amino acids. The record is from RefSeq and is a predicted model, not a curated record. Gene Ontology annotation, cellular component: plasma membrane. Lineage: Eukaryota; Metazoa; Chordata; Lepidosauria; Squamata; Colubridae. The transcript is spliced from 19 exons. Gene Ontology annotation, molecular function: protein binding.